This is a messenger RNA of Fusarium falciforme, 1050 nucleotides long. RefSeq lists its product as hypothetical. Bases 1 to 1050 code for a protein of 349 amino acids. NCBI's taxonomy places the organism in Eukaryota, Fungi, Ascomycota, Sordariomycetes, Hypocreales, Nectriaceae. The record is from RefSeq and is a predicted model, not a curated record. The transcript has 2 exons.
AUGGACUCAUCGUCAACGCAGAGUGGCUUUGCCACUGGGUUCUUGUGGGGCAUUGUCUUUACGAUAGUUGUUGCAGGGCUCAUUGGCACUACGAUUUUGCACAAAAGCGACAUUUACGGUCUGGGGCACUGGAAGCUCAACAUCAGAUCUUCCCCACCGUCCAUGUGGAUGAACGUUGGAUACUGGAAAACCCCCUCAGGCGAACCCAUCAAGGACUUCCACGAGUCCUCUGCAGCCUUGCUCAAGCAAGUCAUCGGUGCCGCUGGACUCCUAGACGAGGAGCUCCUCGCAACCGGAUCACGUGGAUCUCUCGCCAUUUUAGAUCUAGGCUUUGGCUGCGGCGAUCAAACCUGGGAACUCGCACGUCUCGCCCAGUCACAGAACUGGGAUGACUUUCGCUACGUGGGCCUCACCCUCAACGAAGCCCAGGUUCAGACAUCACGACGAAAAAUCUACCGUGAGAUAGCCAACAGUGGCAACGAUGCAGGGGUGGUUACUGCCGAAUCUUUCAAGCUGUUUCGUGCAAACGCUGCAAAGCCUGAGACCUGGACUCCUCAGGUGGCAGAUGCUGUCUACUCAUUGGCUGACGAAAGGUUCAACGAGCGGUGGCUGCUCGCUCUUGAUUGUUUAUACCACUUCUCCCCAUCGAGGAAGCCCGUCUUUGAACACGCAGCCAGAGAGCUCGAUGCACAGUUCAUGGCAUUCGAUCUCCUCAUCAACGAAUCAGCUUCUGCCAUGAAUAUUCUCAAAGCCCGUCUCAUCGGCAAGGUGAUGGGAUGUCCCCUCAAGACAUUUUUGACAGAGAAUGAAUAUCGGGAUCAGCUGGUCGAGUGCGGAUAUGACCGCAAGCUUAUAACGAUAAAGGAGAUUACCGAUGAUGUCUUUUCAGGACUGGUCAAGUUUAUGGAUCGACAGGAUGAGCUACUCGCAGAAUACGGCGUGUCUCUGGGUGGUUUCAAACUAGCCGGGCGGUUGUUCAACUGGUUUGAUAGGACGAGAGUUGUGAGGGCCGUCGUGGUGGUAGCCCGCACAAAGGAUAAGACACGUUAG